This is a messenger RNA of Ambispora gerdemannii, 1596 nucleotides long. The record is from the annotation of a GenBank genome assembly. NCBI's taxonomy places the organism in Eukaryota, Fungi, Glomeromycota, Glomeromycetes, Archaeosporales, Ambisporaceae.
AUGAUAUCAGUAACAUUUUUUAAUAUAGCAAAAGUCGUUGGACAACCUCCCUCAACAAUACUUAUCUAUGACCAAAAAAUAACAAGUGGAAAUCUAACAGCUGGGCCAAAAUCGAGCGGUGCGUUUUAUUAUUUUAAUUUACAAAACAUCACGGACCGCACAGGAGGUCUAAAGAAUGUAUUUGCCCGAGCUGUUACUAGUACCAAAACUUCCUCUCAAACGUCGAGCACUCUUUCUACUCCCGCCUCGGUUGUUUCUAUAAACUCUUCAAAUUUUACAUCGUCUACAAGCUCACAAAAAUCAAACUCUCCCGAUAUUAUACAACAGGAAAUUGCCCCACAAUUCUUAAAUAUUUCCGUGACAAUAUGCACAGCUCCGAACAGCACUACAUCAGCAAACAUUCCACAAUUAGAUAUAUACGUUUCUGAUACUGUGGAAUUACCAGGACCUGAUAAUAAUGCGGAAAAAUAUAAUACGUCUGAAGGAUUAUCCGUAAUAUCUUGGCCAUACAAUGGGAAUAAGAAUGGGGUAUAUAUAGGGAUUUAUGCUCCCUCUUCAGUCACCGGCACUUUUACUUUUCAAAUUGGAACAUCAUUACAUGAAUCAAUGCAUAGUUAUGAUGAUAAAAAUUCUGGAAUAUAUUUGGAUGAUACUGAUGAUAACCAUGCUCUAGUCACCACAAAAGACGCGAUAAACGAUGAUAGUUCAUAUCAUGUAUAUAUUGUGCCUGAAAAUGCUACAAAAGGUCUUUCGAAAUCUUUUUGUGCCUUGAGUAAUAUUUAUGCUCAGAAUCAAAAUGUCACAGUAGCCUAUAAUAAUACCAUUACUCGCGGAUCAAAUGAUGGAAACACACGAAAAUCCGCAUAUUUUGAUGGCUUAAAUAAUGGAACUAGAUAUACGGUUUCCUUAGUUAUUUCUAAAUCUGAAGCCACGACAUUAAUGAAACCAUUAUUAAUCAAUACUAAAAUAUUAGCUUAUGCUGUGCCAGGAAAUCCUUCUAUUGAAGCUGAUAACCUCAGAGAUUUUUACGACAAAGGAACGGCUGGAGCAUUUAAAAAUUUUUCUACCACGUUAGAUCAAUAUGAUUGUCAGAACACUUCUUAUUCAUUAGUACGUAAUUGCAGCGAUUGUAGAAGAGACUACAAAGACUGGUUAUGUGCAGUUUCGAUUCCACGAUGUACUGAUGAGUCGAGUAGUGAUCAAGGGAUUUUACGAACAGUCAAUCAAAGCCGAAAUCCAGAUAUUGAUAAGAUUAUGAAACCUGGCUCUUAUAAAGAAAUUUUACCAUGUAUUGAGCUAUGCUAUAAAGUAGUUCAAUCAUGCCCAGCUUUCUUGUUAUUUAAUUGUCCACUCUCAAAAAUCACUAUGGAUUCAAGUUAUAAUGAAAUGGUUAAUGAUGGAAUGACGGGUCCUACAGGUCAAAAAAACUCGAAUGGAACCUCAACAUUAUGUAACGCUAUGGGCUUAGAAUGGUUACAACAAUCAAGCGCUAUUAGUAAGCGAAAUCGUCGGAGAUUUUGGAUGUUGAUUGAACAUUUUUAUGGGAUUAUAAUAUUUUGUGAAUUAUUAUUAAUAUUUGGCAAUUUUUUCUUUUAG